UGGAAAAUGAAUGUCAGUGUCGAUCAAGAGACAGACUAUGCUGAACUGGUCCUAUCCCCAGGAGAAGUCACACUUGGAGAGAAGAAUAGGAAGUUGAUGAAGAAUUGUGACCUGAGAAGAAGUGAGGCCAAAAAUAUCUCACUGGCUGUGUGUGCUCUGCUGAAUUCUGGAGGGGGCGUGGUCAAGGCUCCCAUUAAAAAUCAAAACUACAGCUUCACCAGAGAUGGGAUAGGACUGGACUUGGAAGAUGCUUUACGUGGUAUCCUGCCAUUAAUUCAUCAACACCUAGACUUCAUGCAGUACAGAUGCUACUUUUUCAUUUUUGUGAAAGCAUGGACACGGAAUAACUUACUUCAGCGUAUCACCACCAAGAAAACUAAUUUCUACAAGAGAAAACUGUCAUUUUCAGUUGAACUGAAAGCACCUGAAGCAGUGCAGGUCCUCAGAGCCGUGAAGCACUCUCAAGAGACAGCAGGGUCCAGACAAAGUUCCUGUAAUGAAGUACCAAAUGAAUGUGUUGACUUAUUUAACAGGGCAUGCUUGUCCUAUGAGGAGACAUUCUGUUUUGCCGAAUCCACACAUGCUGAAGUUAAAUUGUCCCCCAAAGCAAAGAUUUUAGAGAUCCUCCCUAAAACUAUCUCUGCAUUUGCAAACGCAGAUGGGGGAUAUUUGUUCAUUGGUUUAGAUGGGAAGAAACAGCAAAUAAUUGGUUUUGAGGCAGAAAAGAGCGAUCUUGUGCAUCUAGAGAGUGAAAUAGAACAGUGCAUCCGGCAACUGCCUGUCACUCACUUCUGUGAGGAGAAGGAGAACAUAAAGUACACGUGCAGAUUCAUCGAAGUGCACAGACCAGGAGCUGUGUGUUCAUAUGUCUGUGCGCUGAGAGUGGAGAGAUUCUGCUGUGCAGUGUUCGCUGCAGAGCCUGAGUCCUGGCACGUGGAAGACGGCUGCGUGAAGAGGUUUACUGCGGAGGAAUGGAUCAAGCUCCAGAUGGAUCCCACUGCAGGUUUUAUUAAUCGAGGUGAUAAAUGGACUCUUCGGGCAAGCAUCCCACCACACAUUCCCUGCACUCAGUUUUUCUGUGACAAUCCAGAUGCUACGAGGUGGAGUGCUCAGAUUCCAGUGGGGUCUGGAACGAUGAUAUGCUCCCCAGCAGCCCUGUGCACACAAAGGUUCUCACAACAGCGAAGAUGUGAGCAGUUACUCCAGACAGAGUGGGGCUCACUUCCUCAGGGAAGGCUGCUCAUCCAUGAAAGCUGGGUUUUGGAUGUGGGCCUGCAGGAGAAGCAGGAAGUCAUCAUCUCGGGUGUGCUUCAUAUUUCCCAGGAUGGUCUCCUGACCCUGCACAGCUUUGUCCGUGGAGAUGAGGAGCUAGAAGAUGACAGCCCUGUUCUGAGGGAACUAGGCUCCAAGUUAAAGGACUGUUGUAAACAUACUGCACUAACAUUAAAGCAGAGGCUGAUAAAUCUUGGUGGUUACACCGGGAAAAUAGGCAUCGUGAUCAAGAUAACAUACUCGGGUCGUAAGGAAGCGUCCUUAUAUGAUUCAAGCUCACAAAUACAUUACCCCAUAAGGUAUUAUCCAACAAACGAGACAGCAAUGGAUUUAGAGAAAGCUGUUGCUAACAUUUAUUGUAGUCGUGUGUCCCCCUAG
Molecule: messenger RNA, 1650 nt
Organism: Psammomys obesus (fat sand rat)
Lineage: Eukaryota; Metazoa; Chordata; Mammalia; Rodentia; Muridae
Product: schlafen family member 2-like
Exons: 3
Coding region: 7-1650 (547 amino acids)
Source: RefSeq, a predicted model, not a curated record